ACAGACAUAUGGUACCCAAAAUGGUAUUUGUAUAUAUAAACGUAAUGAUCAUUUGUUUGAAGCAACGUUAUGCGUUUUUAAACUAAUAAACUUUGGUUUUAGUGAGACAUGUGUUGUUUUUUCAGUUAGUAUUUCACACAAAAAUGGCACUAUACGACAACAGACAUUGGCUUUUGUCUCACAUGAGUAAUUCUUUUAUAUCAUCUGAUGACACUGGUAUAUGUGAAAUGGUUAUACUUGGUGAAGAAAUUCCAAGGAAAUUUGAGAAUCAGUCAAAGUUGGAUUUCUACCCUGGUGUUGAUGACAGUGGUGAUGAAGAUGAUGCGUUCGACUCCCUAGGGCAGUCGUUUGACAUUCAAACUGACAUAGAGUUUGGUGCCCACCGCCAGCGUUCCAACACGGCCCAGCGACUGGAGAAGAUGGAACAAGACCGCAAGAGGGCAGCCAAGGUGAAGCAUGUCAAGUGGGAAUGGAGUCCUGCUCUUCUCACUGAUGAUGAGAGGGCAGCCCUGUUUGAAAGGAAGGACUUCAAGAAGGAUGGCAAAGAAGAAUUGAAGAAGGUGAAGAUGAAUUCUUUGUUGUCGGAGCAGUUGGAGAAGUCUCCGCAUUUACCUCAGAACCCAUUUCUAGAGUACGCCAAGUACGACGGAAACGCUCUGGUAGGCGUGGCCACGAGGAAGUACGGCAUCUUCCUGACCGUCCUGCCGCCUGAGCAGCGCAACUACCCCAUACACGUGACGGUAGUGGCCACCGCCAAGGUUCAGGACCUGAUUGGCUUGGUCUGCUGGAAGUGCUCCCUGGAGCAUCCAGACGUGAAAUUAGAGCAGGGUGUGGAGCGCUACGGUUUGUAUAUUGCUGAAGACGAUGGCGAGGUGGACUGGGAUUUUCCGUGUUUAGAGCCUCGUGAAACAGUUGCCAAGUUUGGAUUUGGUUUCCUAGCACUCGUUGAGCGUACUGAGAAGAUGUUACAAAAUGAGAAGUCGGACGAAAGCUAUGAAAUAUUCAACUUAGUGGAGGAAACCGCUCCCUCAGAACCUGCAGCUAAAAAAGCUCAAAUGCAAGACGUGGAUGACUUGCAGCGGAUGAAAGGUCACAUGACGGCAAUGGAAGCCCCCCUUUACCAGUCGUACAGGAUCAACAUCGUUAACAAGAUGAGAUCCAAGUCAGAAAUACAUCUCGGCGUGUCGGGGGAGAAGGUGGAGAUAGACCCGGUGGUGCAGCAGAAGGUGGGCGCGCGGUUCUGGAACAAGCAGCGCGCCGUCAGCUACGACGUGGACAGCGUGGCCGCCUGCGACCUGACGGAGACCAGGCCCGGGGCGCGCGCCACGUUCCGCCUGGUGUGCCGCCAGUCCGGGGGGCCGGGGCCGGGCCCGGCCGCCGCCGGCUUCAAGCAGCACGACUUCGAGGCCGACCGGCGCACCGCCGAGGAGAUCGUCCGCAAGGUCAACCACAUCCUGGAGCUGCGGUCGAGCGGCGUGAGGAAGGAGUACACCGCCCUGCGCGAGAGGAAGGCCCACCGCAGGCGCAGCUUCCCUUUGGGGCCCAGAUGAUCGCUGGACCGCUUGCUGAGGCACGUCUGCGUUGCCCUGGGGCCCGCGGCGUGUUUCGAGUACCAGGCGAGGGCUUAGACCCUGCGGUGACAGGACCAGCUGGGACGCUCUUCCGACGAACAACGGUCUUCAGGUCUUGUCAGGCAACUCCACGGCAAUCUUACGGUCCUUAUGUGUUGAUGAACUCGAGGUAAAUUGCAACUUAACUUUUCCUGUAAAUUUUACAUUUAAAUGUAAAAUCUGUAGUAUCUGUACAGGCAAAUUAAGCAUUUUUUUUUAAAUUAUGAACAGUACUUAUAUAUUUUUCUGUUUUUUUUUUUCCCUGGAAAUUUCUUUUUAUUUCCUUCUGUACUCCAGUACAGCUGAAAGCAAGGCUCCAGGCAUGCAAUAUAGUAAGAAAUAUCAGUCUGUGUUUGGUGGGCCUAAGUUAUAAAAUAUGUUGCUUACUAGUUAAUGGCUUAGUAGAGGGGCUUGAAUACAGUUGGAAUACAGUUGUUUCUUCCUUCUAGAAAUACCUCAUAGUACAAACUCUAACAGUAUAAGUUUGUAGAAUACUUUUGUUUGUUAUAGGAAUAGAAUACUUAUCAUGAAGGAAAAAUUUUAGUGUUCAAGGAAAAUAGUCAUGUACAGUAAUACCGUAUUUACUCGUGUAUAGCGCGCCCUCGUGUAUAGCGCGCACCACGAUUUUUGCAACUAAUUCCAAAGAAAAAAAAAAUUGAAUUUUUUUUUUUCCCAUAAAUAAAUUUUACUAAAAUUUUGUGGUACCUGAUUAUUUAAAUUGAUGUGUAGUGAUGCGUCAGGAAAAUACAUAAACUCUGCUGUCUAAACGGAAGAUAAUGAAGCGCUAUAUCGCCACAACUGGUACGUGGGCGGGCGGGAGGGAGGCGUGCCGCGCUACGUUGCUAAGCUGGCGCGGAGAACUAUAUGACUCACCGGUGAGGAAUGGAGGAAGCGAAGAAGUUGGCUGGGGGGGGGGGGGAACUGGUGACAACAUUCUCUCUUUCUCUCUCUCUCUUUUUACUAGCUUCUGAGCUGGCUUUCUGUAAAGGGGGGAGGUCUAAAAAUAAACAAGAGACCAUGAUGUGCGAGCUUGCGCACGCGUGUGCGUGUGCGUGUUUGUGUGUGAAAGAGAGGCCUUGUUGCUUGUGCGUAUGUGAGGGGGCUGGCCAGAAACGUCACCCGUCACCCGGCAGUUAACGACUUCCACUCCUCCCCGCCUCCCCCCCCCCCCCCAAACUUUUUUUUUUCCGUGUAUAGCGCGCAUCCUUAUUUUUUUCCUUUACUUGAGGGGAAAAAAGGGCACGCUAUACACGAGUAUAUACGGUAUUAUUUUCUGUUAUUUUGUUACAUAUUAUAAGAUUGAGGAAAUCGAAAAACUUAAGUAGGUUAACUUAAAAUUUUGUAUUUGUAAUGCUUAUUUUCUUAACUUGCUUGCUAGGACUGCAGGAAAGUGUUUCCCUUUAAGCAAAAUGCCUAAAUUUCUUGUAUACGUAUAGGUAGGUAUAUAUUAUCCAACCAAUUAACCAGCAAGUCAUGGCUUAUGAGACUUGAUUAUAUUUUGAAGGUGAAGAACCUGAAAAUCUUGCUCCGACACAGGAAACUCUUCAAGCAGCGCUCAGUUCAGAGGUUUUGUUCGUGGUGGCUGUGUGAAAGUGGAAAGAAGUGUGUCUUAAUUGUAUCAAACCAAAAUUUUGACUUUUGAUUACUAAAUAAACAAAAACUGACAGAGUAAAGUU
Messenger RNA from Bacillus rossius redtenbacheri, 3286 nucleotides. RefSeq names its product stress-activated map kinase-interacting protein 1 (gene Sin1). The transcript has 9 exons. Gene Ontology annotation, molecular function: phosphatidylinositol-4,5-bisphosphate binding. Bases 144 to 1550 code for a protein of 468 amino acids. Lineage: Eukaryota; Metazoa; Arthropoda; Insecta; Phasmatodea; Bacillidae. The record is from RefSeq and is a predicted model, not a curated record. Gene Ontology annotation, cellular component: TORC2 complex; cytoplasm; plasma membrane. Gene Ontology annotation, biological process: TORC2 signaling.